CUCUUGACCUUCUGGGUCCUCUUGGGAAUCUACCUGGCUGCCCUCCUGGCUAAUGACCUCAUCAUCAUCACUGUAGCCUGUGACCACCACCUCCACACUCCCAUGUACUUCUUCCUCCUCAAUUUCUCCCUCCUUGACCUGGGCUCCAUCUCCACAACUGUCACCAAAGCCAUGGCCAAUUCCCUGUGGAACACCAGGGACAUCUCCUACUUGGGAUGUGCUGCACAGGUCUUUCUGUUUUCUUUGUUACUUGGGGCAGAGUGUUGUCUCCUUACUGUAAUCUCCUAUGACUGCUACGUUGCCAUCUGCAAACCCCUGCACUACGGGACCCUCCUGGGCAGCAGAACUUGUGCCCACAUGGCAGCAGCUGCCUGGGCCAAUCCUCAAGCUCUCCUGCUCACACUCCUACCUCAGGGAAGUUGGACUUCUCAUAGUUAUGGCAUUUUACUCUUUGGUUGUUUUGUGUUCAUUGUGGUGUCGUAUGUGCACAUCUUCAGGGCUGUGCUGAGGAUCCCCUCUGAGCAGGGACAGCACAAAGCCUUUUCUACGUGCCUCCCCCACCUAGCUGUGGUCUCCCUGUUUCUAAGCACGGCCAUGUUUGCCCACCUGAAGCCCCCCUCCAUCUCCUCUCCAGUUCUAGACUUUGCAGUGCUGUACUCAGUGGUUCCUCCAGUAAUGAAUCCUCUCAUCUACAGCAUGAGGAACAAGGAGCUCAAGGAUUCCCUACAGAAACUGGCCCGUUGGAUAGUGUUUCACUGA
Molecule: messenger RNA, 759 nt
Organism: Tauraco erythrolophus (red-crested turaco)
Lineage: Eukaryota; Metazoa; Chordata; Aves; Musophagiformes; Musophagidae
Source: RefSeq, a predicted model, not a curated record